AUGGCAUUGAAUCUGCUUGGCGACUACAGCAGCGGGGAUAGUGAAGCCGACGACAAAGACGAGGAUUUCACCUUUUUCCACGAAAAGAGCCCAAGCCCGGAUGAUAUGCAGAAUUUGAAAGACGAAGCUGAUGUUGAUUUUAAGCCCUCGACAAACCUUAGCGCGGCGUUCUUCGGAGGCGCUAGCGACGAAUCAGAUGACGAUCCGGAAGAGGAAGACGGGCCUAACAAGUCAGAACAGGCGAAGAAGAAUAAAGAUACGAAAGUUGCUGGCCAGGUGCCCGGAACUUCUACACCGUCGGUGCCGAGUUUUGAUCCUAGGAAGAAUACGGACCUGGAAUGCAGUGUGUUCAUGAAUGAGGCGACCAAGGAAGAAUUUCUCAACAAGCGAAUCCUCUCCCAGCAUGUGAAGUUGACCGACAUCAAGGUGCAAGACGACAACCGAAAGAAAAUGGGACCGUGCCGGGCUUUCAAACGUGGAGAUUGCCGUCGCGGCGACAAGUGCCGUUUUUGGCAUCCGGCACCCGGUGAGCGACGUGAUGUUGAACCGGAAGAGGGAGCCAUCACGACUUCGGCCCCGAACUUGUACAGCGCCGAGCAAAACGCUUUCAAGAAGAAAAAGCUGAAU
Messenger RNA from Mesorhabditis spiculigera, 627 nucleotides. NCBI's taxonomy places the organism in Eukaryota, Metazoa, Nematoda, Chromadorea, Rhabditida, Rhabditidae. The record is from the annotation of a GenBank genome assembly.